CUGAGUGGACCUCGACCCCUUUUACCGGAGAUUCGACUUCCUCCUUCCGUUGGAAUCGAACUCCGGCCGUGAGCAGAGCUUCGGCUGCGUUACCGCCGCUUACCACUCUGCGCCACGGAGGAUCUGAUUAAGGAGAUGUCCAGGGGAUCACAGAAGUGUCACUGGGAACAUCUGAGGAGCAGAAGGAGGAGUGGAAAUUUCGGAGUCAAGAUGAAGCAAAGAGACAAGAGGGGAGACAAAUGCAAAAGCCAAGGGAUGAAUCCCGUGCUUCUCAAGGGGGUGAAAACAAAAUUCAAGAGAGUAUUCGUUACCUAAAGGAAAUACGAAUGUCUCCUAAGUGCAGUAAAAAGAUAAAUGGCCAGAAACCCCAGAGAACAUAUUGGAGAAGGCAUACGAGAAAGAAACCAUAUAAAUGCUUAAAAUGUAGGAAGGGAUUUUUUGAUAAACCAACCCUUCUUAGACAUCAGACAGUUCACACAAGAAAGGAACCAAAUACAUUGUUAGGCUGUGGGGAAAGUAUCAGUCAGAGUGGAAGUCUUGCUUCCUGUGGGAAAAAAAUUAUGGGGGAGAACCUAUAUGCAUUUUCCAAAGGUAGCAAGAGCUGUUCUAAUAGGUUAGUGAUUGCUAGCCAUGAUAGAAUCCACACAACAGGGAAAUCAUAUAAAUGUAUGGAAUGUGGCAAGAGUUUUAGGCAGGUUUAUCGCCUGGCUAGACAUUGGAGAAAUCACAUGGAGGAAAAUAAAAUGCACACAGGGGACAAACCUUAUAAAUGCCUGGAGUGUGGAAAGAUAUUUUGUGGUAAUGGAGCCCUUAAUGUGCAUCAAAGAGUUCAUAGAGGGGACAAGCCUUAUAAAUGCUUGGAGUGUGGAAAGAGUUUCAGUCAGAGUGGCACGUUUUCUAGACAUCAAAGAACUCAUACCGGAGAGAAACCUUAUCAAUGCUUGGAGUGUGGAAAGAGCUUUAGACAGAAUGGUGCUCUUCAGGUACAUCAGCGCAUCCAUACAGGGGACAAACCUUAUCAGUGCUUGGAGUGUGGAAAGAGCUUUGCACAGAGUGCAGCCCUUAAAGUACAUCAAAGAACUCAUACAGGAAACAAACCUUGUAUAUGCUUGGAGUGUGGAAAAGGCUUUAGUCAGAGUGGCACACUUUUUAGACAUCAAAAAACUCAUACAGGGGAGAAACCUUAUAAAUGCUUGGAGUGUGGAAAGCACUUCAGUGAGAAUGGCACCCUUACUAAACAUCAAAGGAGACAUACAGGGGAAAAACCUUAUCAAUGCUUGGAGUGUGGAAAGAGCUUCAGUGAGACAGGCACCCUUACACUGCAUCAAAGAACUCAUACAGGGGACAAACCUCAUAAAUGUUUGGAGUGUGGAAAGAGCUUCAGUCACAGUAGCUCUCUUACUACACAUCACAGAACUCAUACAGGGGACAAACCUUAUAAAUGCUUAGAGUGUGGAAAGAGCUUCAGUGACAGUAGCACUCUUACUAAACAUCAAAGAACUCAUACAGGGGACAAACCAUAUAAAUGCUUAGAAUGUGGAAAAGGCUUCAGUCGGAGUACCUCUGUUACUUUACAUCAAAGAACACAUACAGGGGACAAACCUUAUAAAUGCAUGGAAUGUGGAAAGAGCUUUCGUCAGAAUGGCGAUCUUCAGGUACAUCAAAGAACUCAUACAGGGGAGAAGCCUUACAAAUGCUUGGUGUGUGGAAAGAGUUGCAGUACGAAUAGUGCCCUUACUGCACAUCGAAGAACUCAUACGGGGGAGAAACCUUAUAAAUGCUUGGAGUGUGGAAAGAGCUGCAGUACGAGUAGCGCCCUUACUAAACAUCGAAGAACCCAUACAGGGGAGAAACCUUAUAAAUGCUUGGUGUGUGGAAAGAGCUGCAGUACAAGUGCCGCCCUUAAUGUGCAUCAAAGAACUCAUACGGGGGACAAACCUUAUAAGUGCUUGGAGUGUGGGAACAGCUUCACUCAGAGUAGCACAUUUUCCAGACAUCAAAGAACUCAUACAGGGGACAAACCUUAUCGCUGCUUGGAGUGUGGAAAGAACUUCAGUCGUAGCCACCACCUUAUUUCACAUCUACUUACUCAUAGAGGGGACAAACCUUAUUAAUGCUUGGAGUGUGGAGAGAGCUUCAGUCAGCAUGGCCACCUUUUUGGACAUCAAAGGAUCCAUACAAGGAGGGAAAGCCUUAUAAUGUCUGGAAUGUGGAAAGAGCUUUAGUCAGUGUCGCAGCCUUGCUAAUUCUAAAAAAAGCACAUUGGGGAAAAACUAUAUAACUGUCCAGAGUGUGGAAGGAGUUUCAUUUAGCACACCUGCUGUAUUUUGCAUCAACUAAUUCAUAGGAGGAAACUGCUUGACAUUCUUCACUCACAUUGAAGGGUUAUUAAAAGGGAGAAACCGUACUGUCGUGCCAGCUUGGCAGCCUUAUUCUGGCCUGUAGUUAAAAUGGCUGAACCCCAAAGCCUUGUGGGGAUUUUUUCCCCUUGACAUCUUUUUUUGUUAACCUGCUAGCAAGCAGUUAAACAUUUGGUUCCCCCCCAUCACUGUGACUUGGUGAUUUUACAACACAGCUGUAUCAGCUUACAGUUCGCUUUGCACCUUCUUAUCAGCAGAAGGGGCCUGGUUCCGUCAAGGCCGUAAAACUCCAUGAGGUUGUUAUGGGAAACCAAGAGGAGGCGCCAGGUGCUGUGGCAACAUAGUUUUUUCAUCCCUUUGAUGAAAAUGUCAAUUGGUUAAUUGUCUCUGGCUGGGAGGGAGAUUUCAUCCAUAAGAAGAGGCUCAGAACUCUGGGUUAAGUGUCCCACUUUGGAGCACCACCUUGCCUCUUUGGUUGAUGUUCUGUUGUGGCUCCAUUUCCAUCCCGACUCGCAAUUCCCUGAGGGGAGAAGGCUAUCCAGCUAGAGAUCCAGCUAGAGAUGGUCUGUAAGUAUAGCUUAGGCCAGAAAGCUUUAUUAGUUUGAUUUGUGCCAAAAAUCUAUCUUACUGUUUUUCUUACCAAACCUUGCCCUGUUUGGGGUGUACGGUAACAGGAUUCAAUUUG
Rhineura floridana is the source of this 3045-nucleotide messenger RNA. RefSeq names its product zinc finger protein 345-like. Gene Ontology annotation, biological process: negative regulation of transcription by RNA polymerase II. The record is from RefSeq and is a predicted model, not a curated record. Bases 240 to 2114 code for a protein of 624 amino acids. The transcript is spliced from 2 exons. Gene Ontology annotation, molecular function: DNA-binding transcription repressor activity, RNA polymerase II-specific. NCBI's taxonomy places the organism in Eukaryota, Metazoa, Chordata, Lepidosauria, Squamata, Rhineuridae.